AUGAGCUGCUCCAUGGAACUAACUAAUUUGGAAACAGCUGUGGCUUACAUGUUCAGCGUCUUUAUGUCCAAACAAGGGGACAACGGAAAAAUGGAUAAAUGGGAUUUUAAAGAGGUGCUGAAUAAGGAGCUGCCUUCAUUCACCAAGGGAAAAUGUGGAGAUGAAAUUUUCCGCUCUGUGGACCUGGAUGAGGAUGGAUACGUGGAAUUCAGAGAGUUUGCCUUGCUGGUCGCCACUUACGCCUCCGAACAUGCUGACAUCCUUCAGGCUCUCGUUGCUGCUUACAAAUCAGCCUGA
This is a messenger RNA of Stegastes partitus (bicolor damselfish), 297 nucleotides long. Its product is annotated as protein S100-A2-like. The transcript is spliced from 2 exons. The record is from RefSeq and is a predicted model, not a curated record. Gene Ontology annotation, molecular function: calcium ion binding. Bases 1 to 297 code for a protein of 98 amino acids. Lineage: Eukaryota; Metazoa; Chordata; Actinopteri; Pomacentridae.